AUGGUACGACUGAGAGAAAUCCCUCGCACGGCGGCUUUGGCCUGGUCAUCCGGGCCGGCCAAACCGCUCCUUGUCACUGGUACUCGUGCUGGAGCCGUCGACGAUAGCUUCUCGGACGAGGUCAAGCUGGAGCUGUGGGACUUGAACCUGGAUGAUCAAGCGCAGGGACUCGAGCUACAGCCCAUUGCUAGCAUCGCUGCAGAUUCAAAAUUCCACGACCUAGCUUGGGGACCACCAGACGACACGCACCCUCGAGGCAUCAUUGCUGGAGGACUUGAGAAUGGGUCAUUGCAUCUGUGGGAUGCCGAGAAGCUGAUUUCCGGAGCAUCAGAUGCCGAAAUAGCACAUACCUCGAAGCACAGCGGCGCGAUCAAGUCCCUCCAAUUCAACCCUCUGAAACCUCAAAUCAUAGCCACCGCGGGCGAUAAGGGUGAGCUAUGGAUUCACGACAUCAACGACAUAGAAAACCCGCUACGUCUGGGCAAUGCUGCGGCUCGGUCGGAUGAUAUCGAAUGUGUCGCGUGGAACAGGAAAGUGUCACACAUUCUGGCCACUGGAGGUUCUGGAGGCUUCGUCACCGUCUGGGACUUGAAAACCAAGAAGGCUUCUCUGACGCUAAACAACAACCGCAAGCGAGUGAGCGCCAUAGCGUGGGAUCCGCAGAAUUCCACCAAGCUCCUGACGGCGACUCCUGAUGACAGUGCGCCUGUCAUCCUCCUCUGGGAUCUGAGGAACUCCAAUGCACCAGAGCGGACGCUGCAAGGACACGAGCAGGGAGUCCUCUCUCUGUCAUGGUGUGAGCAAGACAGCGAUCUAUUGAUCUCCUCUGGCAAGGACAACCGGACCGUUGUUUGGAACCCUCAGACUGGUGAACGCUAUGGAGAGUUCCCAGAAGUCACGAACUGGACUUUCUUGACUCGAUUCAACCCUCAUAAUCCCUCGCUUUCGGCUACAGCCUCUUUCGACGGCAAAAUCGCCAUUCAAACACUUCAGAACACCAAUGCCUCAAAUGCACAGGCUGCUGCGCAAAACAACCUCGACGGCGAAGACUUUUUCACCAGCGCACAAACGCAGCCACAGGAGGCGUCGUUCUCCCUUCCCAAGGCUCCAGUAUGGAUGCAGAGGCCGAUCGGCGCUUCAUUUGGCUUUGGCGGCAAAGUCAUCGUUUUCAGGAAGAACACCAUCGCGAGUGGCCACCCUCGCUCUUCAAAAAUCUCGAUCUCUCAGUUUUCUGUGGACUCUGAAGUAACCGCUCAGGCCGAGAAGUUUGAAACUGCGGUCGACAGCGGGGAUCUCAAGCAAAUCUGUCAGUCGCACUUGGAGCAGGCCAAGACUGAUGAUGAGAAGGCCGACUGGCGUGUCAUGGAGACGCUCGUUGCGGAGGAUCCGCGCCAGCAAGUCAUUGACCACCUCGGCUUUUCGAAGGACGAACAGAUAGCCAAUGGUGACGAACAGAAGGAGGCCCCAGAGGAGGAUGAAACAGAAGCACCGAAGGAGAAUGGCAUCAAAAAGGCUGCGCACAAAAGGAUGACUAGUAUCUUUGAUGGCACUGAUGGUGACGACUUCCUGUCGGGCUUGGCCGCCAACAAGGGCGCCAAGACGGAGGAUCCAUUCCAUCUCCUCAGUGAGGGCAAUACCGCCUUGGAGGACCAGAUCACCAAGGCUCUCAUGCUCGGCAAUUUCGCCAAAGCUGCGGACAUUUGCGUGAAGGAAGAUCGUAUGGCAGAUGCUUUCAUCAUCGCUAACUGUGGUGGCAAGGAGCUCGUGGAUAAAGUGCAGGCCGCUUACCUUUCCAACAGGAAGGGUAGCCCCAGCUAUCUCCGACUCCUGAGCUCGGUCAUUGCUGGCAACCUCUGGGAUGUUGUCUACAAUGCGGAUCUGGUUAAUUGGAAGGAGACAAUGGCUACGCUGUGUACCUUUGCACAGCCAAACGAGUUCCCUGACCUCUGUGAGGCACUCGGUGACCGUAUCCUGGAGCAAGGCUCGCGCAAAGACGCCUCAUUCUGCUAUCUAGUUGGCUCAAAACUAGAGAAGGUCGUCUCCAUCUGGAUUGAGGAGCUUGGAGAGGCUGAAGAAGCCGAGAUGAAGGAGCCUAGUGACGACUCGACAUUCUCAGUGCACGCCAGAUCUCUGCAGCAAUUCAUCGAGAAGGUCACAAUCUUCCGGCAAGUGACCAAGUUCCAGGACACCGAGACAGCCCUUUCAUCGGACUGGAAACUCUCGGCGUUGUACGACAAGUACGUUGAGUAUGCAGACAUUGUCGCCGCACAUGGCCUCUUGUCUGUGGCUCAGAAGUACCUCGAUCUUUUGCCAUCGAGCUAUUCUACCGCAGAGGUCGCCAGAAACCGUGUCAAGCUGGCGACUCAGAAGAGCACUGCCCCCGCCCAGACAACAGCUCGCCAACCCACGGCAGGUUCCCGGACAGUCUCCCGGGCCCAGCCCGCUCGAGCACAGCCUGUAGUUGGCUAUCAGCCGCCGCAGUCUGCCGCUCCGGCUGGUACGAACCCUUAUGCUCCACCUACACCGGUUCAAGUUCCAUCUGCCAACCCGUACGCACCGCCAGCGCCGGUCCAGACGCCAUCCGCGAACCCGUACGCUCCGCCUUCGACAAUACCUGCUGCAAAUCCCUAUGCGCCGCCCGGAACCGCACCUGCAGCCAACCCGUAUGCCCCGUCUCCCGCUACGACCUUUGGUCAACCUCAACAAGGCUACGGGCAGUUUGGGCAGACACCGAUAGCACCACCACCAAUGGCUGGCCCACCAAGAGCGGGAACGCCAGGUUCCAACCCGCCCCUGCUUCGCGCGAAGGACGUGGGUGACUGGAAUGAUGUGCCGAUGGUAACAAAGGUGCCACCUCGGAAGUCCACACCGCGAACGGCACCCAUCACAUCACCUUUCCCUGGCCAGCAGGGCUCUGGAGUGCCACCGCCGCCUCAAAGCCCUUACGGGGCUCCGCCUCGUGCCACGCCUACUCCUCCUCCCCCGCCACCAAAGGCAGGCCAGGCUGGCCCACCCCGCGUCACGUCGCCCUUGACAGGACCCCCUCAGGCGCGACCAAUGCCCACAGCCUCGAACGCGUAUGCCCCCCCACCAGGCGUAGCCGCGCCCCGGACUGCAUCUCCGUACGGCGCGCCACCAGCUGGACCGCCGCAGUCGAGCCGUUAUGCUCCGUCCCCGGCUGCUCAGCAGUUCGCUCAGCCGCCAGCUGCUUCAAUGCCUCCUCCUGCUGCCAGCCGGCCGCCACCAGCUAACCCCUAUGCGUCUCCACCGGCCGGGCCAGGACAGGUCGCGCCGUCCCCAUAUGCACCGGCUGCCACACCAACAGGUCAGCCGCCUAUGGCACCUCCGCCAUCCGUUGGUCCUCCGCCAACUGCUCAGUCAACAGCGACUCCCCCGCCGCCAAGGUCCGCGGCUUCACCAGCUGCUGCUCCUCCGAAGGCCAGGCAUCCUCCCGGAGACCGGUCGCACAUCCCAGCCAGCGCCCAGAACAUGGUCGAUGUUCUCAGCCGUGACAUGCAAAGGGUCGCAUCGAAAGCGCCGCAGAACUUCGCCCCUCAAGUAAAGGACACCCAGAAGCGGCUGAACCUUCUGUUCGACCAUCUGAACAACGAGGAGCUCGUCAAGCCGGACACAAUCGCACAGCUCGCGCAGCUGGCCAACGCACUCGAGUCCAGGAACUAUGGCGAAGCUCAUCAAAUCCAGGUGAACAUUCACGAGAACAAAACGGAGGAGUGUGGUAAUUGGAUGGUUGGAGUCAAGAGGUUGAUCAGUAUGAGCAAGGCCACUCCAUGA
Molecule: messenger RNA, 3792 nt
Organism: Diaporthe amygdali
Lineage: Eukaryota; Fungi; Ascomycota; Sordariomycetes; Diaporthales; Diaporthaceae
Exons: 3
Coding region: 1-3792 (1263 amino acids)
Biological process (GO): intracellular protein transport; COPII-coated vesicle cargo loading; endoplasmic reticulum to Golgi vesicle-mediated transport
Cellular component (GO): endoplasmic reticulum exit site; COPII vesicle coat
Molecular function (GO): protein binding; structural molecule activity
Source: RefSeq, a predicted model, not a curated record